This is a messenger RNA of Rosa rugosa (rugosa rose), 708 nucleotides long. RefSeq names its product UDP-glucuronate:xylan alpha-glucuronosyltransferase 2-like. The transcript is spliced from 2 exons. The record is from RefSeq and is a predicted model, not a curated record. The coding region runs from base 1 to 708 and encodes 235 amino acids. Lineage: Eukaryota; Viridiplantae; Streptophyta; Magnoliopsida; Rosales; Rosaceae.
AUGAUUGAAGGACUUGGUUUCCAGAAGAUGUCGAAGAUCGCUUCUUCGAAGGCUUUGGUCAUCCGAGUCAACCUGGUUUUCCUUGCUCUCUUUUUUGUUGUUUACGUUGCUCUUCUUCUCCAGCCGGCUACCACUAUCUAUUACCAGAACGCAGCAGUAUCUCUGAUUAGGUGCUCAUUUCGCGACUGCCAUCAGAACGGUAAGGUGGUUGAUGGCGUUAAGAUGAUGAAGCAGGUAGUAAAGGAGACAAAAGAAGAGUACAUAGCCACACAGCAUGAAGGGUUGAAUACGAGUACUAAAAUGGAGGUACCGAGCUUUUUGGAGGGAAUAAUAUUGAAGGGGAUUAAGAUUGGGAUGGUGAAUAUGGAAGAAGAUGAUGUUAGAGAGUGGAAGAGAUUUGGACAGGUCAUACCGAUUCAUUUCGACCGGGUUUCAGAGUUAUUCAAAUGGGAGGAUUUAUUUCCUGAAUGGAUUGAUGAAGAGGAAGAGACUGAUGUGCCGUUUUGCCCGGAGAUACCAAUGCCGGAGUACCAAAUCUACGACAGGAUGAACCUCGUCGUGGCUAAAUUGCCUUGCAAGUAUCCGGAAGAAGGGUGGAAUAGGGAGGUGUUUAGGCUCCAAGUCCAUCUCAUAGCGGCGAACCUGGCUGUGAAUAGGUGUACGAGUUUGCUGGGUUUAACUAAAGAAAAGGGUAUUACAGGAAAUUAG